Messenger RNA from Carcharodon carcharias (great white shark), 1119 nucleotides. RefSeq names its product solute carrier family 25 member 47b (gene slc25a47b). The coding region runs from base 313 to 1116 and encodes 267 amino acids. Gene Ontology annotation, biological process: transmembrane transport. Gene Ontology annotation, molecular function: transmembrane transporter activity. Lineage: Eukaryota; Metazoa; Chordata; Chondrichthyes; Lamniformes; Lamnidae. Gene Ontology annotation, cellular component: mitochondrion. The transcript has 6 exons. The record is from RefSeq and is a predicted model, not a curated record.
CUGUGCGGGAUCAGAUUCUGUUGCAGGGCUUGCCAUGCUGCACAGGUUGUGUUACAUAACUGAAGUUGAUCAGACUGUCCCUGUUCCCUUAAGGUCUCAUCUUAGGCCUUUGUGUGACAGCUAUAGACUUUAAAGACUAUCACCCCACUAGUGCUGUGGAGAAGGAGGUGACAUUUGGCACAAAAUGCAUUUACUUGACUUCUUAGCAGGGUGGGUUGCAGGUGUGAAAUCUACAUUGCCACCACAGGUGGACUUGCUACUGCUGUGGGAUAUCCUUUGGAUACAAUCAAGGUGAGAAUUCAGACACAGCACAUGUACAGUGGUGUUUGGCACUGUAUUCAAUCAACAUAUCAGAGAGAAAAGGUAUAUGGAUUUUAUAAAGGAAUGGCAUUGCCUGUUCUGUCAGUGUCUGUAUGUGGUUCAGUUUGCUUUGGCACGUACAGAAAUUGCCUCAAUUUUUUAAGUCAUUUGCGGCAAAGUAGCUCAGAGGUGAAACCAGCCAGACUUGAUGUUUUCAUCGCAGGCUGCUCUGCAGGGACUGCUGAGGCUAUGGUGUUUGCUCCUAUUGACCUAAUCAAAAUAAGACAACAGAAUCAGACACAUCCUCAUCAGUCUUACCAAGGUCCUCUAUCUCGUGACCUUUUAUCAAAGCCCAAAUACAGAGGCUCAAUCCACUGCCUAAUAACAGUAAUAAAAGAGGAAGGAGUUUUGGGAUUGUACAGAGGUAUUACUGCACUGUGGUUAAGAGACAUCCCAUGCUUUGGAUUAUAUUUUUUGGUAUACUCUAUUUUCACUGAAUGGCUAACUCCACAAGGACAACAUAAGCCAGAUUGGACAGCCAUGUUGUUGGCUGGUGGAUGUGCUGGCAUGACUUACUGGACAUUGGCAACUCCAAUGGAUGUCAUGAAAUCCCGAAUGCAGAUGGAUGGCAUGGGACAGCAGAGAUAUAGUGGUGUACUGAAUUGUAUUCGUGAAAGUUUCAGACAGGAGGGAACAAGAGUUUUCUUCAAGGGUUUGAGCUUGAACUGUGUCCGUGCAUUUCCUGUUAAUGGACUGACAUUUGUAAUUUAUGAAACUGUGCUGGCAUUCCUUAGAAAAAUAAACUUAAAAGAUUAAUGA